Plectropomus leopardus (leopard coralgrouper) is the source of this 684-nucleotide messenger RNA. RefSeq lists its product as uncharacterized. Lineage: Eukaryota; Metazoa; Chordata; Actinopteri; Perciformes; Serranidae. The record is from RefSeq and is a predicted model, not a curated record.
UGGAUGGGGGACUUGUUCCUGAAAAGAAGAUUGAAGGGUCCAACUAUAAAAUCAAGAACUUUAUAGAAAUCACAUUUUCUCUCUAAGUCCUCUUUCACAUUGUUGAUUAAAAGGUUUUUUUUUCUCUUUAGUCAUGAUGAAGGUCUUUGGAGCUGUGGUCCUUUUCAUGACUUUGUCUGCAGUGUGUGGAUUGAGAUGCUACCAGUGUACAUCAGGCAAAUCCUGCACAGAGCAGUUAACUUGUCCUCCUGUCUUUGAGCGUUGUACCUCCUUUGUGAUGAAUGGUGUUGUCACCAAGGGCUGCAUGCUCAGUAACUUAUGUCUUGGCCCCGUAAAGUGCUGUGCCACGGACUUGUGUAAUAGUGAUCAUCCGGCUGAUGACAUCGCAAAACCCGAAGUUUGGGGUGUUACUGAUACCAAACCCAAACCUUCCAAGCCCAAAUCCCAUGGUUCCAUACCCAAACCCACUGGUUCCAGCAACAUACCCACCGGUUCCAGUGUCCUUCUCCUGCUGGUUUCCUCCAGCAUCAUCACACUCUUUCUCUGAGGCCCUGUCACAGCUACAGCAUAAGAAUAUUGGUCUUCUCUGUAACCCAAUUUGGGACUUCUGGAAAAUAACCAAAUUUGCAAAUUGUAAAGCUGUAAAUGAAUGGAUUGCUGGUUCAAUAAAAACAUAAUAUGAUU